Messenger RNA from Scomber scombrus (Atlantic mackerel), 2053 nucleotides. RefSeq names its product probable G-protein coupled receptor 141 (gene gpr141). The record is from RefSeq and is a predicted model, not a curated record. Gene Ontology annotation, cellular component: membrane. NCBI's taxonomy places the organism in Eukaryota, Metazoa, Chordata, Actinopteri, Scombriformes, Scombridae. Gene Ontology annotation, molecular function: oxysterol binding; G protein-coupled receptor activity. The transcript is spliced from 2 exons. Gene Ontology annotation, biological process: G protein-coupled receptor signaling pathway. Bases 277 to 1215 code for a protein of 312 amino acids.
UUUGACAACACAGUCACGUGGUUAAUUCUCAUAAAUUUAACCUCUAGAAAGUUGGGACAUAUUUGCACUUGGGGAAACGCAUAUACGCACACGUUUAUCCAAGCAGCAGCGGGGACAGACACGCAUGUAAAGUUUCUCGGUCUCCCCUCACACAGAGAGUCAACCAUUGCUUUGAUGGAGUUGGUGUGAUGUAAAGGACGUACACAAUCCUUUAAAGCCUUAUUUGCACAUACCAGAAAACUCGGCACACCAAUACAUCUUUCACCAAAAGUUGAGAUGACUUCCACCACGACCCAGAGCACGACUAUGGCCAUGAACUCCGUGAUGACCAGCCACUCCUUAUCCACUGGUAUGGUGGGUCAUAACGGAGAACAAGAGUACUGCCCAGUCCUUGUAGCCAUCUACUCUGUUGUUCUGCUCAUCGGCACCAUCAGCCUGAGCUUUAUGAUGCACAUCUUAAAGUCCAGCACAACAUCCAUCACAUCCAUAGCUGUGCUCAACCUCAUCUUCACCCACUUCGUCUUUCUUCUCACUGUGCCCUUCAGGAUUUACUAUUUCGCAAACCUGAAGUGGGAACUGGGCCGUCCGUGGUGUAGGGUGGUGAGUGGCAUGAUCCACAUCCACAUGUACAUGUCUUUUAUCUUCUAUGUGAUCAUCCUCAUCACGCGCCUCAUGUCAUUCUACAACAAAGGCGGGCAGAUGGCCUCCAUCCAGAGGCUUCAUGCACUACUUGGUAGUGCUAUAUUGUGGAUAGUGGUACUAGUCAUGGUCCCUUGCAUAAUGUAUUAUUCUUAUGGCAAAAACCCUAACGAAGAAAGAAACAGCACACGUUGCUUCGACUUUGCCACAAGCAUAGUUAACCACAAUGGCGCCAUUGUGGUAAACUACAUCAUCAGCGUAUUUAUCAUAAUAGUGGCCAUUGUGCUGACAGCCCUCCAAGCCAAUGUCCUGCGGGUUUUAUACAGGAAGCAUCGGCAGGGAUGCACCUCACAGCAGGACUUUGGGGCUCAGCAGAAGAGCCUGUUCUUUGCUCUCAUCAUGGUGAUCUCCCUCAUUCCCUACCACUUGUUCCGGAUCUAUUACUUAAACAACUUAAAACAUCUGCAGAGUCUCAAUGAGGUGUUUCUGAGUCUGACCACCUUUAACUGCUUGGACACGCUCACCUUUUUGGGGAGGAGAACUUGUCUCAGAUGCUUCCCGAGACAGGCUAUUUGAACAUUGUGGGUGCGAGUUUCUGUGAUUAGGUCAAGAGAUCUAAUUUGCCUUUGCCUUUGUAGGUUUAUGUUAGAAAUGUGCUUUGAUGCAGCUCUAUAAAAAGGUUAUAACUGCAAAAAUUCAAAAGUUCACCUGUACAAUCAUUAAGAAAAAGAUGUAAAACAUAAUGAAAUAAUUAUUGUUAAAACAUGCCAAGUUAAAUGCGCAAAGGAGCUUACAGAGCUAAGUUGAACAGCAUCGGGAUAAAUGGUAUUAGAGGUUUCAGUUGCUUUUAAAGUUUCUUUGAGAUUGUGAAAGGUCAUUCUCGACUUUAGACAAAACAGUCUUUAUUCAUUGGAUAUUUAUCAGCCUGUGUUGGAGCUGUUGUUUUCAUCAUUUAUCGUAGUUCUAGUUAUCUUUAAAACCAAAGCUCCCAUCUAAACUCUGUCAGAUGUCUCAUGUUCUGCUUUAUCAAUCUUUUUAACUGUUAUGUUAUCUGUGAUUUAUGUAUGCUCUGAUAAAACUGUAUUAUACUGUGUUGUACUCUAUGAAAAUAUUGAAAGCUUUUGACAUGACUGUAAAAUGUCCUUUGCUUUUUCACUCAAAAUGAAUGAACUCUUGCCAUCUGCUGGUCCUUGUGUAAACUACACAGGAUUAAAACAUGGAAUUUGCUAUGUUAUAUUGUGGGACUGGCUUGAAGGUUCAGGCUAAUUUUUCAUUUGUAUGUGGCUGGAAAUGAAGAAAUAUAUUUAUGUAUAUAUUUAUUUCAUUGUAUUUGCUAACACUUAACCUCUGUGUACAUAGCUGAAGUGUUCAGCUCUCCAAAGCUGAGAAGGGAAAUAAAUGUCUAAAAUUGUUA